This is a messenger RNA of Ctenocephalides felis (cat flea), 633 nucleotides long. RefSeq names its product 28S ribosomal protein S17, mitochondrial-like. Gene Ontology annotation, cellular component: ribosome; mitochondrial small ribosomal subunit. Gene Ontology annotation, biological process: mitochondrial translation. NCBI's taxonomy places the organism in Eukaryota, Metazoa, Arthropoda, Insecta, Siphonaptera, Pulicidae. The transcript has 2 exons. Gene Ontology annotation, molecular function: structural constituent of ribosome. The record is from RefSeq and is a predicted model, not a curated record. The coding region runs from base 151 to 633 and encodes 160 amino acids.
UUAAAUAAAAUCCAAUUUGUUGUAUUUAGACAGUUAUAAAAAAGUACUCUGCUUAAAAGAACAUACAUAACCUAAAACACUUAAGGUUAAUACUAUCAGAAAAAAGUGCACAUUAAAUUAAGUGAAAACUAGAAAUUCAGUAUUAUAUAAAUGGCAACCAGAAAAGCAGCUAGCAAAGCUUAUAUGCUUUUAGGACAAUGUCUUCCUUGUGUUAAAGAAAAAGCUUCAAAAAUUCGUGUAAAAAGAAUGGAUUUGGAUGAGAAUCUACUGAUGUAUUUUCGGAAGGAUGAAAUCUUUUAUGCUCAUGAUCCUGAAAAGAAAUGCAAAGUAGGGGAUAUUGUGCUAAUUGAAGAGCUACCAAACAAAUUAACCAAACUUAUCACUCACAAGGUUAAAGAAGUAGUUUAUCCAUUCGGUGACAUAACUGAUCCAGUUACAGGUAAAAAGGUUGUAGUAUCUCAGUAUAGAGAUGAUAUUGACAAAGAAAUAGAUGCAUAUGGAAGGCUAGAAUCUACAUUUGAUUAUAAGAAAGCACCCCCGAGAGGUUGGCAAGAAGACAAAAAAGAUUUCACCCACAGAGAAACCUAUAUUAAAUAUCACGAAUCUGGCGAAGAUCAGCCAUAUGCUGUAUAG